AAAGAAACGAAAAAAGAAAAGGAAAAGGAAACAGAAAAAGAAAACGAAAGAGAAAAGGAAAGAGAAAAAUGUGAGGAGAAGAUUACGGAUGCAGAAAAUUUACAAAAUAAUGUUUCUACGGAUAAGUUGAUGGCAUUUAAUGCUGUUUCACUACCCAAAGAAAUAAAGAUUAAAGAAGAAGUCGGAAAAAAUGACCUGAUCAAAUUAUCAGAAUUAAAAGAAGCCUUUCAUUUGUUUGAUUUUAAUUGCGAUGGUAUCAUCGAUUCUGAAGAUCUAAAAUUUACCUUUAUAACCAUGGGCAAACCCGAUGUAUCUGAAGAACAUAUACAGCAAAUGUUAUCAGAAAUAUCGACUCCAAUAGACUUCGAUGCGUUUAUCACGCUUUUUGGAAAAAAAGUAAGUGAAAUGGACCCAGAAGAAGUUUUCACUGCUGCACUAUCAACUUGGGAUAUGAGAGACACUGGAAUGAUACCAGAAAAAAAAAUAAGAGACGAUCUUCAAAAAUUUGGCGAUAAAUUUACAAUUAAAGAAGUUGAUCGUGCUUUGGAAGAAGCUCCAAUUUAUUUGCAAGAUAAUGAUGAAAUGAUAGAUUACAUUAAAUUUAGUAAUAAUAUUUGUGGUUUUCAAAAACUAGCUAAAGCCAGACAAUAUCAGAAAAAAUUAGACAAUGCUUAGAAAAUAUUCAUUAAUAGUUUG
Polistes dominula (European paper wasp) is the source of this 696-nucleotide messenger RNA. RefSeq names its product myosin regulatory light chain 2, smooth muscle major isoform. NCBI's taxonomy places the organism in Eukaryota, Metazoa, Arthropoda, Insecta, Hymenoptera, Vespidae. Gene Ontology annotation, molecular function: calcium ion binding. The record is from RefSeq and is a predicted model, not a curated record.